Chaetomium fimeti is the source of this 1005-nucleotide messenger RNA. RefSeq lists its product as uncharacterized. NCBI's taxonomy places the organism in Eukaryota, Fungi, Ascomycota, Sordariomycetes, Sordariales, Chaetomiaceae. The transcript has a single exon. The record is from RefSeq and is a predicted model, not a curated record. Bases 1 to 780 code for a protein of 259 amino acids.
AUGGCCACAACCAGCACCGCCGACACCGGCCCCACCACAACCACCAACAACCCCCUUCCCCAAACUGCCCAAACUCCUCGACCCCCCCAAACUCCUCAAGCUCCCCAAACUCCCCAACCCCCCCAACCCCCCAUCCUCCUCCCCGUCUCCCACGCCCGGGACAUCCUCCCCACCCCCUCCGCCGCCCUGCGCCGCUGCGCCGCCUACCUCCGCGCCCGCCACCGCUUCUGGGACGCCUUCCCGCGCGGCGUCUACACACGCCUGCCGACGCCGGGCACCGACCUCGAGUGCGGCUUGCAUGCGCUGAUUUUGUCGGCGCGGUACCAGCUCUCUUCUCCUUCCUCCUCCUCUUCUGUUUCUGGGGUGACGAGGGAGGGGAAGGUGGUGGGGGUGAGGGUGCCGACGCUGGAGGAGCUGCGCGCGGUGUACGAGAGCGAGGUGGUGCAGGGGGAGAAUGCCAACGUGGGGAUGGGGAAUGGGUGCUGGUUUACGGCGGAUCAGUUGGCGGCUGUGUUUGCGGCGUGGGGGAAACGGUUUCUGGGUGGGGAGGGGGUGAGGUGUCAGAUGGGGUGGGUGAUGGAGAGGGAUGAGGAGGUGGGCGUGGAGGGGUGGCCGGUUAUGAUGAAUACGCCCGAGGUGGAUACGGGGGAGGUGGGGGAGGGGAUCGUGAGGGUGUGGGUGUGGAAUGAUGGCGGGUCGUUGAGGGGCGGCGUGGGCCAUUUUGAGGGGAUCAGGAGGCCGAGUGAGGAGGAGGUGGCGGCGGUGGAAGGGUUGGAGUAGGGGUGCUUACCUUGGUGUCUACCCGAGUAAAGGAGGUAUAUGUUGCACAAGCCAACCUUGAAGACAGAUCUGGCGAGAAGUUGUCUCCCACUACGCGGCAACGCAGACCCGGUUCAUGCUUGAGGCCGGUGGUGGAAGGCACAGCCGCGGAUUCAGACACUACACGUGGGUAGUGCUCUCCUUCUGGCAACUGAAGUAGCCCUCGAGUCAUCUGCAUGGAAGGUA